Messenger RNA from Schizophyllum commune H4-8, 3244 nucleotides. Its product is annotated as TrkH-domain-containing protein. Bases 229 to 2967 code for a protein of 912 amino acids. NCBI's taxonomy places the organism in Eukaryota, Fungi, Basidiomycota, Agaricomycetes, Agaricales, Schizophyllaceae. Gene Ontology annotation, biological process: intracellular potassium ion homeostasis; potassium ion import across plasma membrane. The transcript is spliced from 23 exons. Gene Ontology annotation, molecular function: high-affinity potassium ion transmembrane transporter activity. Gene Ontology annotation, cellular component: plasma membrane. The record is from RefSeq and is a predicted model, not a curated record.
GUUUCGCUGCGCGUCCGGCGUCCGCCUCGAGGACCGGGGUCUGUCUGCUUCCUGAACACCGCCCACGAACUUUACGCGAGGACGAAGAGCCGAUCUGCAAGACGUGGAUCCGACACUGACGAAGGGGAGUCGACCGAGCGCCCCACGGUCCAGGACACGGCGUACAAGAGCAGCGGCUGCAAACGGCGACAACGAUCGACAGGCACAUUUGCCUCCGCGGACCCAAUAAUGUCCUCCCCCGCCGACGUGGAGAACGGCCAUGGCCCCGACGGGCAGGCAGGUGGCGAUAAUCCCAGCCCCCCACCGCGUACGGGACUCAAAGCCAUCUGGGCCGAGAUCAGCGACCUCAACUUCUUCCGCGUCCAUCUGCUAGCGUUCACGUUCAUUCCCCUCAUUCUGUCCGGCAUCUUCUAUGCGGCUGGCCCGCAUGACGGGUCCACAACGACCACGACGUCUGGAGAUGAGCCGAUCAACCUUGCCUACCUCGACGCGCUGUUCCUGUGCUAUAGCGCUAUGACCGUGUGCGGCCUGGCAACCGCCAACCUCAGCGCGCUAUCGAAGGUCCAGCAGGUCAUUUUGUACAUCCUAAUGCUCUGCGGCAACAUCACCACCGUCUCCUACUGCAUGCUCCUCGUCCGCAUGCGCUACUUCCGCGUCAAGUGCGAGUACGUCGUCAAGAAGGAGCUCGAGGAGCACCGUCGGCUCCCCAUGUGGAUGCAGCGCACCAAGAAGGGCAUCAUCGACCAGUUGUCUGCCCCUACGACCACCGAGCCGACGCUCUCCGCUCAGGCCACUGCGUUGGCCCCCUCCACCCAUGCUACCCUCAUUCCCUCCGACGGUCGUGCGACACCCAAAGUUGGCGUUCAGCACCCGACGCCAGGCCCCACUCCUGCGGGGACCCUCGUCGAGAGGGACCGCCAUCGCUCCGGCUUUCUGAACGAUCUGCUGCACGCCGACUCCGAUUCCGACUCGGACACGGCGGAGGAGCAAUUCCUUUCAGAUGCGCAGAUACUUAGUUCAUCCCCGCAGUCGGGCAACAUCGACCUGCCGCAGCUUACGCCAGUAGCCUCGCGCGCUAGCGGGGUGUCGUUGGGGCACAGGAGUCGGGCGGCCAAGCGAAAGGGUACUGGUGUAGCUUUUGCAGACGCGGUAGAGAGACAGCAGAAGAUGAUGGAACGCUUCCCCACUCGUCGCGGCACGACUGUCCUCGCACCUCGAGGAACCAUGGUCUACCCGCCCAAUCUCCCGCAACCCACCCGCAAGAACACACCGGCGCGCAAGAACGCCGUCGAUAUGAAUGGCCCGCCCUACGCCGACCCGCUCUCCACCCGCUAUGAGUCUCCGCACAAGUACACCGGGCUCGGCGGCUUCCCUGGGCCUGCGGCGCUGUUGGCAGCGGCAGCGAGAGCGGCUGCGCCGGGCGUGACGGACAAGUUGAAGAAUGCGCUGGAGGUGAAGACAGAGCACCACACCGGCCACGACUCCUUCCUCGCAGACCUCCGGGGUCGUCUGCGCGUCUGGCGGAACGGGUACUUCGAGACGGACGAGCUGACGGAGGAUGAUGUGGAGAAGAUCGGCGGUGCGGAGUAUCGCGCGCUGCGGCUGCUGUCCUACUUGGUUCCCGCGUACCUCAUCGGCUUCCAGGCUGUCUCGUGCCUGAUCUUCGCACCAUGGCUUGCGGCGACGAAUGCAUACGCGGACGUCUUUGCCGCUCAAGCGGGUGGGCAAGUGCGUCCGGUCACCAUAGGGUGGUUUUCCGUCUUCCAGGUCAUGAGCUCGUAUACAGGCGGUGGCAUGUCGCUGGUGGAUGCUGGCAUGGUGCCCUUCCGCAAUGCGUGGCCGAUGAUCGUCGGCAUGAGCCUGUGCAUCCUUGCAGGCAAUCACGCUAUGCCCAUUCUGCUCCGCUUCACAAUCUGGGUCCUCUCGAAGACAGCCGGAGACAGAAGCGAGCUGGCCCAAGCGACCGAAUUCCUGCUCAAGUACCCCCGUCGGUGCUUCAUCUACCUGUUCCCCGCGCCGCAGACCUGGUUCCUCGUCAUCUGCCUCGUUGUCUUCAGCGCGGCCGAGUGGCUGAUGUUUCCGGUCCUCAAUUCUGGCCUCCCCUUCUACACCGCGCUCCCGGCCGCGGAGAGGGCGGUGUCGGGCUUGUUCCAGGGCCUCGCUGCGCGCGCGAGCGGGUUCCCCAUCGUGCCGAUGACGGAUAUCGCGCCGGCGUUGCAAUUCCUGUACAUGGUCAUGAUGUAUAUCGCUGUGUAUCCGGUCGCUCUCUCCAUUCGAUCGACCAACGUGUAUGAAGAGCGUUCGUUGGGCGUGUUCGAGGCCCCGGAGGAGGACGAGGAUGAUGAGCCGGAUGUGGUCGACCAGGACAUGCGAGAACUGGCACCUCGCGAGCGGGUCGGUCGGUACGUCGGGUGGCACCUAAGGAGGCAGGUAUCCGUAGAUAUCUGGUGGCUCGUUUGGGGCGUCUUCCUUGUUGCUGUAAUCGAGCGUGGGCAUCUCAUCGACCCGGACAAGAAGUGGUUUGACCUCUUCCGAGUGAUCUUCGAGCUCGUGAGCGCAUUCGGUGGAAUCGGGCUGAGCUUAGGCUUUCCGAGUGAUAACUACGCUUUCGUCGGCGCCAUGCGACCACUAUCGAAGAUUGUAGUCAUAAUCAUCAUGGUACGGGGCCGGCAUCGUGGUCUCCCCGUCGCCGUCGACCGCGCCGUGCUCCUCCCGCGCGAGCUCGUCACGCAGAGCAGUGUGCCAGCGACUGACGGCGCGGGGCAGGAGAAGCCCGACGGCCAACCUUCUCAAGAGAAGAAGUCCGAGGAGAGCACGACCGAAGGGCAUAGCGCCACCAUAGCGGGCAGCGCGACGGCUCUCGGGAAAGGUGCCCCCAGCGCCAUGAGCACUGAGGAAAGCGACCACGCAGGCAAGCCGGAUGCCCUCGUGGAGGCGAUCCCUCUGCGACAGAUCGGGUCUCGGUGAGCCCCUUGGAUGUAGAAUUGACUGUAAUGCCUUGUGUAUGAACCAGCGGCAAGAGCUAUUAUUUAUCGACCGCCAGAAUCUCUGGAGGCGCUAAUUGGACGGAAUCAACCCUAUGUUCUCAUACCCGCUACAGGAGCACGUACGAAUAUAUUCCCCCAACACACUCAUCAUCAAGACUGGAAGAUACGGACUGGCGCUUACUAUCAUAGACCUAUUUCCCUAUUUCUCUGCUAUCUUGGAACAAUUAGAUAGACUGGAUCGGUUGCUGUGCUUCGUA